UACAAUUCUAUAACGUAUUUGGUGAUUACUGCUCCAUCGAUUAUUCCGACGAGAUGCGAUCAUUGCGAUGUCGUCGUAAAUAGGAGCUUUCGAAGCAUUGAUGACAUACUUAUCAUAUUGAAUGCAUUUACGGGUGUGCUUGUACCAUAUGUGGGACUAAAGUUUAUAUUGGGAACUCCAUUUGUAGUUAUUUUUUUAAUCUAUAAAUGGCGAAGGCGUCAUUUAUCAAUGUAUAAUUCUAUUGAGGAAUUCCUUCACACUCAAAAUAAUCUUACUCCUAUAAGAUACUCAUUUAGAGAUAUAAAGAAGAUGACCCAAAAUUUCAAGAAUAAAUUAGGUGAAGGAGGUUAUGGCUCUGUGUUCAAAGGAAAGCUUCGUAGUGGUCGUUUUGUUGCGGUGAAGAUAUUGAGUAAAUCCAAAGGAAAUGGACAAGAUUUCAUCAAUGAAAUUUCUACAAUUGGAACAAUUCAUCAUGUCAAUGUCGUUCGUUUGAUAGGAUUUUGUGUCCAUUCCUCGAAUCACGCUCUCGUGUAUGAUUUCAUGUCCAAUGGAUCUUUAGAAAAAUAUAUUUUUUCUCACGAAGGAAUUGCCUCUUUAAGUUGCAAGCAAAUUUUUGAAAUUUCGCUUGGUGUGGCACGUGGAAUUGAAUAUUUGCAUCAAGGAUGUCACAUGCAAAUUUUACACUUUGAUAUUAAGCCUCACAACAUUCUUUUGGAUGAAAAUUUUAAUCCAAAAGUUUCUGAUUUUGGGUUAGCAAGAUUAUGCCCGUUGGAUAAUCAGAAUUUGUCUCUAACUGCAGCAAGAGGAACAUUAGGAUACAUAGCUCCAGAAUUAUUUUACAAAAAUAUUGGAAGAGUUUCUAAUAAGGCCGAUGUGUAUAGUUUUGGAAUGUUAUUGAUGGAGAUGGUAGGUAAAAGGAAAAAUAUAAAAGCGGAUGCGGAAAAUACUAGCCAAAUUUACUUUCCUUCUUGGGUGCAUGAUCAACUAAGUGAAGGAAAAAAUAUAGACAUAGAAACAACACUUACAGAUGAGGAAAAUUCAAAGGUUAUGAAGAAGAUGAUUAUAGUAGCAUUAUGGUGUAUACAACUGAAGCCAAGUGAUCGCCCUACAAUGAACAAAGUUAUAGAAUUACUUGAAGGAGAAGUUGAUUGUCUACAAAUACCUCCUAAGCCUUCUCUAUAUCAGCUAGACAAGCCUAGAGAACUUGUCCAAGAGGCAUCAUGUUCAAUGAAUUCAACAAUACCAUCAUUAACACUACCAAGAUAAGUUCAAACCUACAUCUUGGCAAAUUUUAGUUGGUGAUAUAUGACAAUAAAUAAUGGAUUUGAUAUAAAUCCAAACCUAAUUAUUGUGAGUUACUUUUUUCUUGUGUUUUAUUUUAUUUCAAUUUUUGUGAUUUAACUUUGAAAGGUCAUAAUGGAAAGGAUUUUUCUUUCAUGAUUA
This is a messenger RNA of Cannabis sativa, 1443 nucleotides long. RefSeq names its product rust resistance kinase Lr10. The coding region runs from base 229 to 1266 and encodes 345 amino acids. The record is from RefSeq and is a predicted model, not a curated record. Lineage: Eukaryota; Viridiplantae; Streptophyta; Magnoliopsida; Rosales; Cannabaceae. Gene Ontology annotation, biological process: protein phosphorylation. Gene Ontology annotation, molecular function: ATP binding; protein kinase activity. The transcript has 4 exons.